Messenger RNA from Besnoitia besnoiti, 7749 nucleotides. RefSeq lists its product as uncharacterized. The record is from RefSeq and is a predicted model, not a curated record. The transcript has 12 exons. The coding region runs from base 1 to 7749 and encodes 2582 amino acids. Lineage: Eukaryota; Apicomplexa; Conoidasida; Eucoccidiorida; Sarcocystidae.
AUGCGGGCGUUCAGUGUGAGCCGCGCAUGCCGCUCGGACAGCCUGAUUUCCCCGGCGGUUUCCGGCUUGCGCACGCUUUCGCGAGCAGAGCUUUGGCAUUUCAAAGAGUGCAGGACCCUCAAAAGAAGAGAAACAAGAACAGAGGCGGCCAGAAGAACUGAACUUCGCUGGCUUGCCUUGGAAAACUGUCGUACACAGAGAAACUGCGUGCGCCUCCCAGCCCGGCGGACUUUCAGACGAUUUUAUCAUUCACAACUCAAGUCCGCCUUCUCGCCCGCGUCAUCACCGUAUCCUGCCCCUUCCGUUCCGCCUCCAACCACCGAAGAAGAAGAUGCAGCGUGCCUCUCGAUUUUCGAGCGCAUCUACCGCGCAAAGUCCGAGCCGUCUCUGGCUGGCUCGCGGCCGCGUGCGGCGUCUCCUUCUUCUUCCUCUCCGCCCUCGCCGCUCGCUGCCGCCUCGUCUCUGCACUCAGCUGCUGCGGGCGCUUUUGGCCUAGAGGCGGGACGGGACGGUGAGCACAUGCACCGCUCUGGCGAGCCGAGACUCGAGGCUGAAGAGAUGCCGCCGCCACUUCCCAGCCUCGCCCGGCGCGCUCGCGACCCUCGGGCCUCUGAGUCUCCUGCGUGGGCCGCGGCCCCCGCAGCUCCUGGGCAGCCUUUGGCAGUCUCUGCCGCGCCUCCGCGCCAGUCGUCGAAGCUCUCCUGCCACGUGCUGGUGUGUAUGGUGGCUGACACGGCCAGAUCUGGAGUGCGUACGCGGGAGGCCUGGCAGCCGCUCUUGCUGUUGGUCCUGCAGCAUCUGUCCCGGCUGUCGUCGCAGCAGAUUCAGCAGACCGCCUUGGCGCUCAGCCGCGCGGGGCUCUGCGCUCCCCUCGUGCUCCAGGGACUCUGCGAGGCUCUCUACUGGAAGUGCGAACAGAAGAAGCCGAUGCCAGACGACCUCGUCCUCUUUUUCGAUGCCCUCCGGCGCCUGCGGUACUGCCCGUCGACGCGCCACAUGAACAAGUACAUUGAGAGGCUGAAGGAGGGGCGGAAGAAGCUGACUGUGUCGCACUGCUUGAAACUCCUUCGCUUCUUUGCGGAAGCGGGAAUAGAGGCACGAGACCUCAAGCUUCCGGCGUUUUACUGGGGCGUCACCGAGCGGCUCACCUCCGGUUUCGCUUCGCUGCAUCCGCCUGAGGUCGCGGCAACCGCCCAGCUCCUUGCGCAGCUAGGCAGCCGCGAUGGUUUUCUUUUCGACCGUAUAUGCCUCGCACUCUACAGCCGGAGCGCGGACCUGAUCAACCAGAACGUGGCGGCCGCGAGCCAGCUGGAGGAGGCUCUUCACGGCUCUCGUCAGGCCUCGCCGCCGUCUUCACAUGCUGCGUGCCGCCCCCCUCCGGCUUCAUCGUCUUCUCUCGCGGAGGCCCUCGCCGCUGGAGACGGCUCGUCGGGUGCACUGGCUCCCUCGGCGGCUUCCGGCGCUCUUCCAGAGUCUGCCGUGUCUCUGUCGUUCGCUGACCUGGCACACAGCCAGGGUCGCGGAGGUCUGCCUGCCUGUCGGCCUUUAGAGAGCUUCCGUUCCCCUGUGGAGAGAGGAACAUCGAGAGAAGGCGAAGAGCCGAUUCUCGAAAGAGAUCAAUUUUUUGCAGCGCUCGUGCACCUGGGUCAGACCCUUCUGCGGAUCAAGCUGCUGAAGUUUCCACCUCAUUUUUGGCUGGCCCUUAAGCAACACGUCGAGCACCACGCGGCGUCCCUUAGUCCAGAGCAAACGGUUUUUGUUCUCUCGCUUCUAGCACGGGAGCACUACCGCGAUACCUCGCUGUUGAAUAAACUCGGCGUGACAGUGGAACAAAAUCUCCUUUCCUUCUCGCCAAACCAGCUAGCCAGCGUUCUGUUCGCGUUCUCGUCGCUCUCCUACCGCCAUCGGACGCUCCACGCAACGCUAGCGCUCCGUCUGCUCCAAGCCGGUGCUCUGCCCAGUAUGGAAUCUCUGAACGCGCGCUUUCUUCGAUCUGUCCUUCCCCUAGCACGGUUGCCAGGCCGCACGAAGAACCUGGCGAUGCUGUCCUUGCGUGCGGGGCUGCCUCAGCCUCUCGCCUUGGCUCACAUUCCUUCAACGACUCAACGGGACCAACCUGAAAAUGAGGCAGAGGCUUUUUUGUCUUCCGCUUCUUCACUGCUCUCCUCACCUGUCGGGCACCUCUCUGCUGCCGGGGGCGAUGCGGCAGGGGGCGACGCGCGCCAGGCUACGGUGAACGCAGGCCGGCAGGGACUAGCGAAGAGGGACGACAAGGUGCUUGCUGCGGAGCCCGAAAUGCGUGGGCGCUGGAGAGACGCAAACACCGCGAGCAGUGAGGGCCGCUGUCAUCACGAGAGGGAAAAUCAAGAGGCGAUCUUCCCGAGAUCGCAGCGCGUGGGCACACGAGAGCGCGAAACCCUGGCCUGGACUGAUACGAGCACACAGAGCACUGGCACGGCGGAGCGAGACGCAUAUCACAUGAUGCAUACAGAUCCUCCGCCGCCGUCCUUUGGCGCCGCGCCACACGCAUGGGCAGACGACCGCACUUUCGCGACCCCUGGCGGGAGAGGAAGGCAGACUGCGAGGGGAACUGGCGAGGCGCAGCCGCUGGGUGCGGACGCGCACAUGCCUCCGCCCAUGUUCUGCAGCGCGGACAGUGUCCCGCGAGAGUGGGAAAAACGAGCACUCGGGUCAAGCGUGUCUGCAUGCGAUUUGCUUCACGCGGGUGGAGCGUCGCCGGAUGCUGAAGUGCAGACGGUGGAGGCGAGCGGCGGUGGGCUCAACGGAGAGGGCCGAGCACACGCAGAGUGGGUCAUGGAAGCAGCAGCAUCAUCGAAGCCGCCGAAGCAGCUGGCAAGCGUGGAGUCAUUGUCAGCGGACAUGGGAGGUGGCGCACAGCUGCUCCACAGCGGACCGGACUGGAGAGCGGACGGAAAUGCAGGAGGGAGUGAGGCCGUCCUGGGCGUCGACCUGCUUCCAGGAGCAAGCGCGAGCAGAGAUCCAACUGCGAGCCGGACUCAACACGCUCAGGCCGCUCCUCUGGGCGCGGGCGAUUCUGCUCAAAUGAUGGCGGGCUCCGUCGUUUCACGAGUUGGCGAUGGACACCGAACAGAACUUUCGAAGAGCGCGCCUGUACUCCCGAGCUUGGUGCCUCGGCGGAUCGAGCCGACUGUCGCGGCAGCUAUGCUGAGCGCGUGCGUUGAACUGAAGCACCGUGACCGCCUCUUCCUGUCGUGCCUGAUGGCCUCGCUCAAGGUCGCAGUCGAAGAAGCCACAGUCUCCUCUGUCUCGUCUGUGGUGCGGCGCAAUUCUCGCGCUGUCUCGUGUCGGCAUCAGGGCGACUCGGCCUCAAGCGACAGCGUCGACUUGCCACCGGUACCGCAUCCGGUUGGGGACGGCGUUGCCAGCGCUCUUGAUCGACCAUCCGCAGGAUGUCUUUCUGCAAACGGCAGGCGCCUUCGACCGGUAGUUGGGCUCCACGAAGUCGCCGGGGAACUGGUGUGGAACCCGGAGGAAUCCUGUCCAGCCACAGGAACGGAACGCGGUCCGGAGCCUUCGAUGCGCGCAGAGGCAAAUACCAGUGUCCCCCGUCCGGGCGGCGAUAUCGACCGAAUUUUCAGAGCCACGUCUGCUAACGCUAAAAACGCGGAUGCACCGCGUACCUGCACACUCGCCGAGGAGAACGAAGGUUAUUGCAUGGCUGAGUUAGGAGCGUCGCCAGGAGGCAGAUGGUCGGUAGAGUCGUCAACGCUUGGAUCACCUUCCAGGCCGAGGCAGGGGUCAACGAGAAUGCGACGAGGGGCGGCUCCAGCAGGAGACACUUUGUUUGAGCGCACCCCGAGGGGGCCUGCGUCAGCAAUGUCAACAGUGCCGCCUGCGAAGGCGGAAGUGCUUCGGGGGGCUUCACAGAGCUCAGACGGGCUCGCCUUCCUCAGCGGCUUGGAUGCCGCCCAGGCAGACGCGCUCCGCAGCCUGUCGCGCGAAGUAGAGACCGAGGGGUUUCAAGGCGAAAGGGCGAAGAUGCAGGAGAAACGAGAGGCACGCGAAAGCGGAGAAGAAAACAAACCGCAUGACUACACCUUUUGCCCUUCAGGUCUGCCUUUCCCGGAGCGGGAUUCAGCGGCCGCAUGUUCGUCCAAGGCUCUCUCAAUGCCUGGCGGUGCAGCUGCGGCGUCCACAUCAUCUGGUUCUGGCGUUUUGCGCUUCCGGUACACGCCUCAGUUUUUUGAGCUUCUACGUCGCGCCGCUCUGCUGAAGGCCGCUGGGCGCCUACCCUUUGCGUCUGGUAGCUUCGCGGAAUAUAUCGGUGACGCGAGCGAACCCCGGUGCUCGCGUCCUUCGCCAUAUAACGGGGAGGACACGGAUGAAAGCGUGCAGAAGUUGAGAGAAACACGAGGGGCGCUUGUGGUGGGAGACGAGCUUCUGAAGUCCAGGAAGGGCCUCAUCGGCAGAUGCAAGACGGUUGUGCCUGCGAGCGCGCGCAUUGAGAGAAAGAUUCCUCCAGAAGAGCAGCGCAGGCGCUUCUGGGAUCGUCUGUUUGAGGCCACGGGGCAUCCUGCAAAGCGACGACUCUACAACCGGCGACUGUUCCUCGCCGCCUGCGAACUUCGGACCAUGACGCUGCCUUCGCGACCUCUCCGCUUAUCUCCCGUGGCGCUGGGGGGGGACGUGCAGCAGCCAGAAGAAAAGGAGACAGAUGCAAGCGACGCAGGGCUUCCAACUGAAGACGGACGGUCAGCAGACGACACAGGGACAACGCAAGAAACCAGCGGCGAAGACCCCGGUGGAGAGAAUGUUGAGGGGAUGGAGUGUGGCGCCUCCACGUGCGCACCGUUCAGAGAUUCGGGGUCCCGCAAAGGCAUGCAGAGAAGGCUACGUGAGAAGGCAGCUGGCGGCAGGUGUGCCAAACCGAGAGGGCGGAGAGAACUCAUCGCCGUCGGCCGUCCGAGCGACAACGCGUUUCGUAAUGCCCAGACGGUCCGCAAUGCCAUGCGCCGCUGGAGCUUGCUUCGUCGGGCGUUUCUGGAGCCUUACGAGGGACACGCACGUGCUUUGGAGCUCGCCCUUCACCGGCUGCAGACCUCGAGAAACGCUCGGCUGCUUGCCGCAUCGCUUGCACCACAGCAGACAUACAGUGCCUCGGUCCUGCCUGUGGGGGGACCCCAGGGCUCUGCACUAGCUUGCGAGAAGAUGAAAGCCUCUGCAGAGACACACGACGCAGGCGAUGCCGGCGCGCCGCUUCCCAGCCUCGCGCUCCUGUUCCUCCCCAGAGAGCGAGGCACUCCCGCAGCCUCUUGUUCACGACUGCCUUUCCUCGUUGACACAGCCCAGCUGUUGCCCCCGAGAGGGCGUAUCAGUGCGCGCGGCGGCAGUCGACAUGAGGGAAGCGGCUUCUGGCUCUCUGCCUCGCGACUGAAGGCUAUGUCCACCCGCAUUUGCCGCGACAACCGGCGAAGCCGAGAGCGCCUGCUUCGAAUCCGGGCGGAGCGCGGCUCGGCUCUCGAGAGAGAUACUCUGAUGCUCAAAGAUACAACUGCCCCCCUGAAAAUUGCGGCUUCCACACCCGACACUCCAGCAUCGGCACAAGACGCACCUGCGGCGGAAGCGCGCCCAGGUCUGUCCGACCCAUGCCACACCCUUCACGUCUUGUCAGCCGAGGUGAAGGAUGUCCCAUGCGAACAACACGAGAAGCCGCAGGAACCGCGAUAUGCGAGUAGGCCUUACCUGACAAUCAAAAGAGACGUUGGAUCGAUUCGGACCCGCUGCCCCCUCGUGCGCGAAGUUUCAUGCGCGCUCCAGGCUUCCCUUCGGUUGCACUUCCUUCCCACUGGUCUCGUCACCAGUUUCACUUCCUACCUGCUUCAGGUCUUGACUAACGUGUCCGCUCUCUUCGUUUUGCCGUCUCCGCUGGAAGAGGAGGCGCGCUGCCAGAUUGAAGCGAGGGCCGGCGCUGAGCGUCAACGGGGCGAGGAGCUGGCUACGAGCGAAGUAGGCAGCACGCGAGGCAGACGUCAGGGCGGCGGCGGCGGCAUUGCCAACACGCGGGAGCUGCGGCGCCCUACCGCAACGGCGCACCGUGAGCUGGUGGUGCUUCUGCAAUGCCUGAACAAAGCCGCGGACGCUGCGUGCUGCGUGCCUGGACUGGCGGCUAUGGAGGCCGGUGAAGGCGAGGGGGCGAACGCACAUGGAGAUCCAACUGACGAGGGCGAAGGAUACGGAGACGCACUGAAGCAGUAUCCUCAGGAGCAACGCGAGGCGUGGCAUGCUCUAGAGAAAUGCUACAGAGCCCUAGCCUUCCAAGUUUUAUGGACGGUCGAAGCGUCGUCGACCACGCCCCAGUCAGAUGCACUGUUCGAGGCCCUGCGGGUCUACACUCGCCUGUCGCAGUUGCUGGCGAUACAGUUCCGCGCCGCCCGCUCGGCCGCCGGCGAUCCACGCAGCGCAGCAGAGUCUAGCGCAGCGAGCGCCUCCAGUGCAGUCGCAGCCGCUGCGUGUGAAUCCGCUGGCAUUCGCCCGCCCGCUGUGUCGCUGGCGCUGCGCGUGCCUUCCAGCCCAAGAGAAAGGCCUCGCAGCUCAAGCGCCGCGGGCCGGGACGCGUCUUCUUUUUUCCUCUCUCACGCCGACUGGUUCCACUCACUUCUCACGUUCAUUGGCCGCCGGGUGGGAGUCGCGCCAGGCGUCUGCAACGGAGGGAGAAACGAGCAGUGGAGACACGCCUUCACAGCGCAGUCGGAGCACGACAGCGAAAUCUGUGAAGAGCGACGCACGCGGGCAGGCACACGAGUGCAGGAGAGUCCGAGGGCACACGCGCCGAGUGUGGGCGACUACGAAGAGAGACAAGGCGACAAAGAUUCUAGUGGUUUGUGCAGAGACCGAGAUCGGCCUUGUGCGACACCGGCUGAUUCUGUGCGUGAGCACGAAGCGGCAAGACGUGGAACCAGCGGCGCUGCUGGGCAGCGUAGCGACUGCAGAAAAACGGGUGCCAAAGUUUUCUCUGUACGACUGAAGGAGCUUACGCAAUUCAUGGCAUGCCUUCAUGGCAUGCGUGAGUUUCUCCGGGAGCUGGAAGGUCUGCAGGGUAGGCAGUUUGAGGUCGUCGAGCUUUGGCAGGCGGUGCGUGCGGAGGCGAAGCGCCGUUUGCUGACGGCGUUUCGAAGGGCAGGAAAGGACGACGUACUUUAUUCGAAGCAUUUGAUGAAGGCCACAGCUGACGCCACUGAGCCCACCACCUCACCAGAGGGCGCGUUUCACCGUCGAGACGUACUUGCAGCCCUCGUGGUUUUGAGCAUCGACGCUCUACCAGUUCCACUCGGCGGCGUGCGGGAGGAGCCCGCGCGUGGAGCAUGUACCGCACUGGAGGCAGAUUCGCAUAUCGCCGCUCCGCAGACUUCGGCGCAGGUAGCCCCAGAGGCAGCUGGCCACUCAGAGAGCAUGCGCAGUCAUGGGUCGCUGAGGGCCCCGCCAGAGCCUCCCGGAGCGGUGACAAGCGCCGCCGACGAAACACGCCAAGAAGCAGAAGACGAACGGGAGAAUACUGCCCUGCGCAGAAGCGGCCUGAAGCGCGAAAACCAGCCCUUUCACAAACGCACCUGCGUUGCCGAACUCGAUUUCGAGCAGACUGUGCGAGAAUAUGCGCGGCGAAGUGCUGUCCCUAGUCGGCUGCUGUUGCGAGCUGUUCAGCGUGAACUCGCGAGGCAGGGACGGCUAGAGGCCGCGGCCCAUGUUCGUUCCGUAGUCACUCGGCUUUAA